Messenger RNA from Sabethes cyaneus, 1706 nucleotides. RefSeq names its product sialin-like. Lineage: Eukaryota; Metazoa; Arthropoda; Insecta; Diptera; Culicidae. Gene Ontology annotation, biological process: monoatomic anion transport; transmembrane transport. Bases 131 to 1561 code for a protein of 476 amino acids. Gene Ontology annotation, cellular component: plasma membrane. Gene Ontology annotation, molecular function: transmembrane transporter activity. The transcript has 6 exons. The record is from RefSeq and is a predicted model, not a curated record.
UUUAGAAAACGGCACUUGAUAACAGCAAUUUGCAGUGGGCAGUCUCCGUCCGUAGCAGUCGAAUGGAGCAAACUCUCCCGUUCGGUUCAAUGUUCAAUACACUGGCCUGUGAUCGGAAAAAUUUGCAAUCAUGGAUGCAACCGGCGUUGUUGAUAAACUGAGCGAUGGUAUCGAUGCUCCCAUCUGGCAAUUCUGGAAGCGACGCCGUUUUGUGGUGGUUCUCAUGGCGUUUCUAGGAUUCACGAAUCUCUACACGAUGCGUAUCAACCUGAGUGUGGCCAUUGUGGCCAUGACGGAAAAUCGAACCGUUCUACACGAGGAUGGAAGUGUGGAAUAUGAACAAUAUUUUGACUGGAGUUCAAGCUUGCAAGGUCAUUUAUUGAGUUCAUUCUUCUAUGGAUAUUUGAUUACGCAAGUCCCGGGAGGAUAUCUCUCCGAUAAACUUGGAGGAAAUUACGUUUUGGGCGUAGGCAUUGGGUUAACGGCGAUUUUAACGCUGUUUAUGCCAUUGGCAGCACACGGUGGGAUAGGAUGGCUUAUCGGUCUGCGAGUCUUGCAGGGGAUGUGCGAAGGAGUAGCUUUCCCGUGCAUGCAUACCGUCUGGUCCAAAUGGGCUCCUCCGUUGGAGCGAUCCCGUAUGGUGAUGUGUUCCUUUGCAGGUGUGUUUGUAGGGACGAUCCUCGCCAUGAUGGUCAGCGGCAUUCUGGCGCAAGCUAUAAGCUGGGAAAGUAUCUUCUACGGGUUCGGUGCAAUCGGUUGUGUUUGGUGUGUUGCAUGGUUUCUGAUCGUGAAACAAUCACCGGAGCAGGAUCGGUUUAUAACCUCCAGCGAGAAAGAUUACAUAUUGAAAAGCAUUGGUCGCGCUGAGGGAGACACUAGAAAGAUAAAACAUCCCUGGAAAGCGAUUCUAACAUCAAAAGCCGUUAUCGCUACUACCGUUUCCAACUUUGCCGAGAACUGGAGUUUCUAUUUUCUUCUGACUCAGCUGCCAACAUUUCUGAAAGAGGCAAUGCAUUUUGAGGUGCAAACGACGGGCUUCGUAGCUGCUCUUCCAUAUGCAGCGAUGGGGAUUAGUCUCAGUAUCGCAGGCUACCUCGCCGAUUGGUUCCAAGUUAAGUGUAUCCUAACAACUACCCAAGUUCGUCGCAACUUCAACUGUUUGGCAUUCGUUGUACAAACGAUUUUUAUGCUGCUCGGUGUCAUCAUACUGGAACCAAUCCCGACCAUUAGUUGCAUAACGAUAGCAGUUGCAAUGGGAUCAUUUGCGUGGUGCGGUUAUGCAGUAAAUCAUCUGGAUUUAUCGCCCAAGAGUGCGGGAGUGUUAAUGGGUAUCUCUAACUCAGCUGGCACCAUCGCCGGUAUUUGUUCGCCGAUUGUUACCGGUUACAUUACUACGGAAGGAACGGAUGAAGAGUGGAAACUAGUGUUCUAUAUAGCAGCAUUGGUCUAUUUAGUUGGACUGUUGGUCUACUGGUUCUGGGCAUCCGGAGAACUGCAACCUUGGUCUAUUGAAAUGCAGGAAAUGAACGCGAGCGCAAAGGAUUAUGAAAAUCAAAAUUAAGCGUGUUAUGACAAUAAAAUAAGCAUUGCUGAAUAGAACCAAUUUUGUGGUGGUAAAGUCAGUUUUACAACUUUUUUAUUUUAUUUUGUUUUAUUAUACGGUGACUUCAGUUCAGAGUACGAAUUCGGGAAAUAUUUAUGCGCAA